UCGACUAUUUCCUUAGUCACUUUUUCCAAGGAAUGACUUUUACGUAAAUAGUCCUUAGAUUUUCUAUUCUAAAGUAUUUUGCAGUAAAUGAACAUAUUUACGAAAUUUGUUCAGCCCUGGUCAUGUCGCAAACGCCGGUAAGUGCAACAUUAAGAUCGCAAUGAGCGCGGGAAAACGUGGAGCGUUGAUCAUAUUUGAAGGAUGUGACCGGAGUGGAAAGACCACUCAAAGCAGGCUGUUGGUUGAGCUCUUGAAAUCGAAGGGCAUUCCGACAUUGCCCAUGAAUUUUCCGGAACGGAGUUCCAGCAUUGGCCAGGUGAUAAACUCCUAUUUAACCAACAGCAAGGAUCUGCCGGAUGAGGUGAUUCACUUAAUGUUCUCCGCCAACCGCUGGGAGCACAUGAACCAGGUGAAGCAGAAGCUGCUUGAGGGCACCACAUUGGUUGUGGAUCGAUAUUCGUUCUCUGGCGUGGCAUAUAGUGCAGCCAAGGGAUUAGACUUUGAUUGGUGCUAUGCUCCGGAAAGGGGUCUCAUAAAACCAGAUGCUGUAUUUUACCUAAGAGCACCAUCAAACGACCUUACAAAUCGAGGACAAUACGGCGAAGAGCGUUAUGAGAAAGUAGAAUUCCAAGGUCGUGUGGCCGAAGUAUUCGAUCGCAUUUGCUCCAAGGAGGCCAGCUAUUUUCACAAGUUCGAUGCCACACAGUCUGUAGAGGAUUUACAUGCCCAGAUAGGAAGAAUUACGGAGGAACUCCUGCCCAAAGUGGCCACCCAACCCCUGGACACGUUAUCGUAGCACACCUCCUCGCGUCGCCAUUCAUUAGAGGGGAUUUACAUUGAUUUAUGCAAUACACGAAUGUUUGUUAUAAAUGUUUUAAA
This is a messenger RNA of Drosophila mauritiana, 879 nucleotides long. Its product is annotated as thymidylate kinase. Gene Ontology annotation, biological process: dTDP biosynthetic process; dUDP biosynthetic process; dTTP biosynthetic process. Gene Ontology annotation, molecular function: ATP binding; dTMP kinase activity. NCBI's taxonomy places the organism in Eukaryota, Metazoa, Arthropoda, Insecta, Diptera, Drosophilidae. The transcript has 4 exons. Bases 161 to 796 code for a protein of 211 amino acids. Gene Ontology annotation, cellular component: mitochondrion; cytoplasm; cytosol. The record is from RefSeq and is a predicted model, not a curated record.